Molecule: messenger RNA, 857 nt
Organism: Onychomys torridus (southern grasshopper mouse)
Lineage: Eukaryota; Metazoa; Chordata; Mammalia; Rodentia; Cricetidae
Gene: Ndufa13
Product: NADH:ubiquinone oxidoreductase subunit A13
Exons: 5
Coding region: 366-800 (144 amino acids)
Source: RefSeq, a predicted model, not a curated record
ACAUCACUGGUGUGUAACGGGAUCGGUCCCUGAGCUGAUGGUGCUUAGCUGGGUGGUCUUUGCCUUGGCCCCUGGAGAUAGCGGGUGGAAAGGGGCAACCUGUGCAAAUCUCGAGGCUGGCCACCAUCGCUCUGGAAGGAAAGUUAGGUGAACGCCAAAGCUUUUAUUGCAAGGUACAGGGUGCCCAGGAGGGCUCCAGGUGCUAACCGUUGAGUUAUGCCCCGGCCUGGGGCCAGAGCGAGCCGGGCUGGCGAACGCUUCAGAGUUGAGAACCACCCGGGGGACCAAACUUCCGCCACACUCAAAAUGGCGAUCACACGUCACCUCACUUCCGUUGGUGACCGGAAGUUGGGGGUCUUGCAAGUAUGGCGGCAUCGAAGGUGAAGCAGGACAUGCCCCCACCAGGGGGCUACGGCCCCAUCGACUACAAGCGGAACCUGCCUCGCCGGGGAGUGUCGGGCUACAGCAUGUUUGCUGUGGGCAUUGGAGCCUUGCUCUUCGGCUACUGGAGAAUAAUGAGGUGGAACCGGGAGCGCAGGCGCCUGCAGAUCGAGGAUUUGGAGGCCCGGAUCGCCCUCAUGCCGCUCUUCCAGGCAGAGAUGGACAGGAGGACCCUGCAGAUUCUUCGGGAGAACCUGGAGGAGGAGGCUGUCAUCAUGAAAGAUGUGCCUGACUGGAAGGUGGGUGAAUCUAUGUUCCACACCACGCGCUGGGUGCCACCCAUCCUCGAAGAGUUGUACGGGCUGCGCUCCAAGGAGGAGUUGGACAACGCCAGAUUCGGCUUCUCUUUUUACAUGUAGGGCCCGAGCCCACGCCCACAAUAAAGAAUAAUCAAAUAAACGCCAGCAUGUUUCUGA